Molecule: messenger RNA, 1728 nt
Organism: Cadophora gregata
Lineage: Eukaryota; Fungi; Ascomycota; Leotiomycetes; Helotiales; Ploettnerulaceae
Exons: 5
Coding region: 1-1728 (575 amino acids)
Biological process (GO): transmembrane transport; carbohydrate transport
Cellular component (GO): membrane
Molecular function (GO): carbohydrate:proton symporter activity
Source: RefSeq, a predicted model, not a curated record
AUGUCGGGAGGAGAAAGGCAGAUGCAUGGCCUGACGGGCAAGGCGUUAGUAUACUUUACAAGUAUAUUUGUAUCCCUAGGUGUAUUUCUUUUUGGAUAUGAUCAGGGUGUGAUGUCGGGCAUUAUCACCGGCCCUUUCUUCAAAGACUAUUUUAACCAACCCACAAAGGCCGAGGUGGGUACUAUGGUAGCUAUCCUUGAAGUAGGAGCAUUCUUUUCGUCCCUGUGUGUUGGCAGAAUAGGAGACAUAAUUGGGCGAAGGAAGACAAUUCUAUACGGUUCUAUGAUAUUUUUCGUUGGUGGUGCCCUGCAAACCUUUGCCAAUGGAAUGCCAAUGAUGCUGCUGGGUCGAAUUAUUGCUGGUGUUGGUGUUGGUAUGCUCUCAACAAUUGUGCCAGUCUAUCAGUCCGAGAUCUCACCUCCACACAACCGAGGCAAGCUUGCAUGUAUCGAAUUCUCCGGAAACAUUACUGGAUACGCGACCUCCGUUUGGGUGGACUACUUCUGCAGUUACAUCAACAGCAAUUACUCGUGGAGAAUCCCGUUGUUGAUGCAAUGCGUUAUGGGUGCUCUGCUUGGCCUGGGAAGUCUGGUAAUUGUCGAAUCGCCAAGAUGGCUCCUGGACAAUGACCAUGAUGAAGAGGGUAUUGUUGUCAUUGCCAACCUCUAUGGAGGUGGAGAUAUACAUAACGCCAAGGCGAGAGACGAGUACAGAGAAAUUAAGAUGGAUGUCCUGCUUUCAAGACAGGAAGGAGAGAAGUCGUAUUCUGAUAUGUUCCGUCGCUACCGGACUCGAGUCUUCAUUGCAAUGUCCGCCCAAGCCCUUGCGCAACUCAAUGGUAUCAACGUCAUUUCGUACUACGCACCAUUGGUUUUCGAAUCAGCUGGAUGGAUUGGUCGCCAGGCAAUUCUGAUGACUGGAAUCAACGCAAUCACAUAUCUUAUGUCAUCAGUACCACCGUGGUACCUGGUGGAUCGAUGGGGUCGCCGCUUUAUCCUCCUAAGCGGUGCGGUUGCUAUGGCGCUAUCAUUAUCUCUCAUAUCUUACUUCCUCUUCCUGGAUAUUUUGAUGACGCCGACCCUCGUCGUUAUCUUUGUCAUGAUAUACAAUGCCGCCUUUGGAUUUAGUUGGGGACCGAUUCCCUGGCUCUACCCACCAGAGAUUUUACCCCUUAGCAUCAGAUCCAAGGGUACUAGUUUGUCGACUGCAACCAAUUGGGCUUUCAAUUGGCUUGUGGGAGAACUCACGCCAGUGUUGCAGGAAUCCAUUAAAUGGCGUCUAUACCUCGUGCACGCCUUCUUCUGUGUCACGAGUUUCGUUGUCGUAUAUUUCAUCUACCCAGAAACAGCCGGCAUCCGACUAGAGGACAUGGACGUCCUCUUCGGCGACGCCACGACCGCCAUGCCAACCCCGCAAACACGAGCCGAAGCCGGAUCCCUGAUGGGAGCCAGCUCGCCCGUCCCAUCAAUGGAUCUCAGAAGAGGUAUCCAAGGUUCAGGUCCGCCUGGUCUUGGCCCGUCAAACGCGAUCCCAGGUCUUGAUAUCGACCCUCCACACGUCAAUAUCAAGAACGGGAAACCGCAGUAUGCAGACGACGAUUCGACGAAUGAGGGUGUGGGGGGUUGGAUCUCACGGAUGGUGAAGAGGAAUGGGGAGGGCUCGAGUAGGAGUAGUGUUAAGAGUGGGAAGUAUAAGCCUUUGAAUGAUGAUGAAGAGGGUGAGGAGUGA